Molecule: messenger RNA, 2364 nt
Organism: Penicillium odoratum
Lineage: Eukaryota; Fungi; Ascomycota; Eurotiomycetes; Eurotiales; Aspergillaceae
Exons: 2
Coding region: 1-2364 (787 amino acids)
Biological process (GO): mitotic DNA replication checkpoint signaling; DNA repair; DNA damage checkpoint signaling
Molecular function (GO): chromatin binding
Source: RefSeq, a predicted model, not a curated record
AUGGACAAUCGUCCUUUGAAAAGACAACGUCGAUCAGUCCGUCAAGAAUCCAAAGAUUCAUCUAAUUCUAAACCAGUUACCCUCUCAUCGCGCCCCAAAUCUACCCGAGCGCGUCCCAGUUCAGCUCCCACUCGACACACCUCAUCUCCUUCGCUUUCUCCCUCCAACCCUUCAUCAUCUCCGAAGCCCAGGAACUCAAAGUCCCUUCGGGGCUUUUUCCACACGGCCACAGAAGGGCAACGAUGGUCUUCGCAAAAGUUCGAGACGAAACGGGCACUGGCACCAGUCUCAGAAACAUUAGACGCAGACGAAAUAGAUGAUGACUAUGAUUCAUACGAUGAGAUCUUCACCAAGCACAUUGCUAGUGGAACCUCCAGCUUCAAUCCUAAAUCCUCAUUCUCCUCAACUGGCCAAACACAAGGGGCAUCCAAACCCAAGGCCACGCGCCCGACAAAUCAAUCCACCAAACGAUUUAUCAUGCCGACGGACUCCAAGGAUCAGACUCAGACCUCUCGCCCGUUACAUCCUCAACUGAAUCAAAAAAUCGAUCAUCGUCCAUGGGCCCAGCGGUUUGCUCCAUUGGAUUUGGACGAGUUGGCCGUUCAUAAGAGGAAGGUCGCUGAUGUACGGAAAUGGUUAGAAGAUGCAUUUGCAGGGCGAUGUAGAGAGGCGAGCCCUGCUGGCUCUGGGAAGACGACUACCCUAUCCCUCCUAUCUGAAUCAGUGAAUUUUGAUAUUGUAGAGUGGAAGAAUCCGGCGGUUUCCGACUUCACAGCCCAUGAUUACAUCUCUGUGGCUGCGCAGUUUGAAGAAUUUCUGGAGCGGGGCGAUCGUUUUGGAGGGCUUGAUCUCGAGAAUAGUGUCGAAGGUAAUGUCCACAAUUUGCGUUCUGGGGACCAGCGUAUACUGUUGGUGGAAGAGUUUCCAACAGUUUUAAGUCAAAACUCUGGCCUGGCUGCCUUUCGAACAUCCCUGCAGCACUAUCUCGCGGCGACAGAUCAUGCAUCGAGGGAGAUACACCCACCUGUUGUGAUGGUUGUGUCGGAGACCUUGCUGGGUUCGGCGUCGUCGAUAUCAGAUAACUUCACGGUACAUCGAUUACUCGGACCAACACUGUUUAACCAUCCCAGCACGAAAAUCAUAGACUUUAAUAGUAUCGCCCCGACUUUCAUGCAAAAGGCCUUGCGCUUGGUUCUGGAGAAAGAGGCUUGCAGCUCAAAGCGUGCCAGGAUCCCCGGUCCAACUGUCCUCGACACGAUCUCCGAGAUUGGAGACAUCCGCAGCGCUGUUUCCUCUUUAGAGUUCCUGUGCCUAAAAGGCGAUGAUACCGGCAAAUGGGGCGGGACUCUCACGAAAACAAAGGGCAAAAAGUCCCGGGACGCAGCUCUAACCCCGAUGGAAGAAGAGUCUCUUAAAAUGAUCUCUCAGAGAGAGGCAAGCCUGGGGCUAUUUCAUGCCGUGGGCAAAAUUGUAUACAAUAAACGCCUUGACCCAAGCCUUGUUCCCGCAGGAACGGCGAUUCUCCCUUCACCACCGGACUAUUCAUCGCAGCAUCGCCGAGUCAAGGUCUCGCAGGUAGCAGUGGAUGCGCUGAUUGAUGAGACUGGGACAGACAUCACUACAUUUGUCUGUGGUCUUCACGAAAAUUAUCCGCCCUCCUGUGAGGGAGCGUCAUUUACUGACAGCCUCAAUGCGUGUAUUGAGGCAUUGUCCGAUAGCGAUAUCCUCAGCACACAAGGCGCGCGAAGUGGUAUGGGAAGCGGAAUGGCAGUUCUAAAUACCGGAAUUGAUAAGCUGCGACAGGAUGAGAUUAGUUUUCAGGUCGCCGCACGCGGGUUGUUGUUUGGUCUCCCUUAUCCUGUCAACCGACGACUGACCACCGGCGGCGGUCGAGGCGCGGGUGAUGCACAUAAGAUGCUUUAUCCAUCUUCUUUGCGAUUAUGGAGAAAGACCGAGGAGGUUGAAGGUCUCGUGGAUUCAUGGAUGAAGCAGAUGUUGGAUCCCUUUGGCAAUCCACUUCAUCUGUCUCUGCCACGCGGCACAGCAUCUACUGAAUCAGGUGUCAAAUCAUGGCGAAGUCUCCGGAUCGGUCAUCAUCUAUCUUCUAGUGCCGACUAUUCCACUACGGUGACGAUGAUAUCGCGAGCUGAUGCACUACUCUAUCAAUUACCAUACAUGGCUCAAAUUCGGCGCAAUGAGCCCGAAUUCGGGCAAUUGAAACAGAUCACUGGGAUCCGAAGUAGUCGAUUUGAUAUUGAUCAAGAUGAGCUGGUCUCGUCCACACAGCCACAACAUGCAAAUUUGCCUCGGAAAGAAGAAAAAUUAUAUCUUAGUGAAGAUGAUAUUGAAGAUGAUUGGGAGUAA